GGGUGCCUUAGGUAAGGUGUGAACCGGGGAUAUACCGCGUCUCCAAUGCGGCCAAAGAGGGGCAACCUUCAGUGCUUCUUUCCGCCGGUCUUUUUCUUCUUCUUCAGAACAUCUCAAGUGGUUCCGGGCUCUUUCCAUGAUUGUCUCUGCCACACUCAGACACAGCGCCAGACAUUUGACAGGGUGCUCCCAAGUACCUACCAGGACACUCAUGCCGGUGUUGAGCUGGUCGAUGGCUGUCCAAGGCAUGAGGUAGUUACCGUAGUCUGUAUGUUUCUUUCUCCAACAUGGUGUACCGCCGAUUGUCAUGAGUGUAAGGUACGGAAUCCACUUGUUUAUUCAACCGCCUUACCUCGCCAAAACCCGGCCUGCCAAAAUGCUUCCCGCUGUCUCUUGGUCGGCAUGUCGGCUAGCGGCAAAUGACCCCAGAUGACGAAGGAUUCCCUAUGAUGCUAUCUACAGUUACCUUUCCAAAUGCCUCUUCUGUCCCAGUCAAGCCAGACACGCUGACACGUUAUCUGGAAUAAGAAUUAAGGUUCUGCUAACGGGGAUAUACAAUUCAGUUUCCCCAGAAAGGCAACCGGCCAAACCUUUUGCGUCC
Molecule: messenger RNA, 601 nt
Organism: Colletotrichum acutatum
Lineage: Eukaryota; Fungi; Ascomycota; Sordariomycetes; Glomerellales; Glomerellaceae
Exons: 2
Coding region: 46-423 (125 amino acids)
Source: RefSeq, a predicted model, not a curated record